GGAUCGGGAAUCGGGAAUAGUGAUUCUAUUUUUGACUUCUGCAGUUACAUGUUAGAUUACGGACACUGUCAGCUCUUCGUUGAAAUGGAGCGAGAACAAAAUUGAAACCGCAAAAUGACCCAGACCGCUAUGAUAGCUGCGUUUUUCUAGCGACAGAAUUUUCAUGCACAACAGUUGUCUUAUUCGGCCGACAAAGUUCAGUCUCCCAAAGGAUCAUGAUACGUUUGUAAAAGUCAUAUUGCGGGGUUUGGUGAAAUCGCAAAUUUCAAGGUUAUUCGUUAAACGCAAAUGUUCAUUUUUUUCCCAAUAAGUUUCGCUGUUUAACAGAAAAUCUGAUUCUGUGAUAAGUGGAAAUCUGUUCGCUGCUGCUAAACAAUUAGCAGAUAGCGAAGUCCAGCUCAUAAAAGCUAUAGAAAAUUCAAAAGGAAAAGACAACAACAGUAUUAUUGGAAACAUGUCUAUGUCGGUGAAAAAAAGUGCCAAAAAAUCUGCGAAAAAUUCUAGCAUUCGGCCAUCCGCUGCUUUAAUAGCUGCUAAACGAGAGGCAACGCAACAACAUAUAUCGCAAAGGAUAAAGUGUAGCUCUAUCUUUGUACAUGAUAUAUAUCAAAAAGCCAUAGAUGCCAACAAUUUAAAGAGGAAGAAAACUGGUCUUGUAUACGAUCUGUCCAUGUCGGAACACGAAUGUCUUUGGGAUCCAAAUUAUCCAGAAUGUCCUGCCAGAUUGACGAAUGUUCUACGAAGAUGCGAAGAAUUAGGUUUAAUAAGUAGGUGCAAAUUCAUUGCACCUAGGCAUGCUACGGAGAAUGAAAUACUCACGAUGCACAGCCAAAAACAAAUCGAUAUUUUAAAGGCCACAGAUGGCUGUACAGAUGCAGAUAAAUUACGGUCUCUCUCGUCUAAAUACGAUGCAAUUUAUGUACACCCUUCUACCUACAAAUUGUCCCUGUUAGCCGUGGGCUCGACGAUCAACUUGGUGAAAAGUAUUUGUAAAGGUGAGGUACAAAACGGAAUGGCUAUUAUAAGACCACCUGGACAUCACGCAAUGAAAGUAGAAUAUUGUGGAUAUUGUUUUUUCAAUAAUGUUGCGAUCGCUGCUGAAAAUGUUUUGAGUAAUAAUUUGGCUAAUAAAAUUUUGAUCGUCGACUGGGAUGUACAUCACGGACAAGCAACCCAACAAAUGUUUUAUAAUGAUCCACGGGUAAUCUACUUUUCUAUUCAUCGUUACGAGAAUGGUGAAUUUUGGCCAAAUCUUCGAGAAUCUAAUUUUCAUUUUGUCGGAGAUGAUUUAGGACAAGGAUAUAACUUCAAUGUGCCUCUUAACAAAAUUGGUAUGACAAAUGCUGAUUAUUUAGCCAUAUUUCAGCAAGUUUUAUUACCAAUGGCUUACGAGUUUCAACCAGAUCUGGUAAUAGUGUCAGCUGGUUAUGAUGCAGCCUUGGGCUGUCCAGAGGGCGAGAUGUUGGUGAGCCCUGCAUGUUAUGCUCAUCUAUUAUCAUCUUUACUGAGUUUGGCAUCUGGAAAAGUUGCUGUUGUACUAGAGGGUGGCUAUUGUUUGAAAUCAUUAGCUGAAGGUGCAGCAUUGACGCUACGCACAUUGUUAGGCGAUCCGUGUCCCAUGUUACAAAAUCUUGAAUUACCUUCGUUAAGUAUACGCGACUCAAUUUUAAAUACGAUUUACAGUCAUAAAUUAUAUUGGAAAUGUUACCAAUAUCAGGAUACGUACAGUAUUAAUACUACCACGCAUAAUAAGGAGCAAAGUAUUAAUGAACAUUUACCUACAGUUGUAUUUAAAGGAAACGAUAUUAGGCCAGAAGUGUACGAAACUGGUAAUUGCUAUCCAGUUCAAAGUAAAGAAGUUAUCGAGUUGAUAGAAAAGCAGUUAAAUAUGUUAAUCCAAUUUACCAAUUUGUCCAUGUCAUCGAACAAAGUGUGCGUAGUUUAUGAUGAUAGAAUGUUAAGUCAUUGUGAUUUAGUUGACGAUAGUCAUCCGGAGAAACCAAAUCGUAUUAGUGGUAUUUACAAAAAGUACGAAGAAUAUAAUUUACUUGAUCGAUGUUGUGUACAACAGGGACGAAGUGCAACGAUGGAAGAAUUAUUACUGGCUCAUUCGAAAGAUUACAUAGAUAAGAUAAAGACCACCGAUGGUUUAAAAUACAAGGAGUUGCAGAAGCUGGCCACAACUUUUAACUCUGUUUAUUUACAUCCUGAAACUUGGACAAGUGCCUGUGUAUCUACCGGAUCUUUAUUACAAAUAGUCGAUAGCGUAUUAAAUGGAGAAAGCCAAUCUGGUGUAGCUAUUGUCAGACCUCCAGGGCAUCAUGCAGAAGAAGAUGCACCGUGCGGUUUCUGUAUUUUUAAUAAUAUUGCUGUAGCAGCUAGAUAUGCCAUAGAAUUUCAUCAGUUGAAAAGGGUUUUAAUAGUGGACUGGGACGUGCACCACGGCAAUGGAACGCAAUCGAUCUUCGAAGAAGAUCAAAAAAUUCUAUAUAUGUCUGUUCAUCGUUUUGAUAAUGGGAAUUUCUUCCCAAAUUCUAAACGUGCUAAUUAUACCUUUGUCGGUUCCGGCCCGGGAGAAGGUUUUAAUGUCAAUAUACCAUGGAACAAAAAAGGAAUGGGCGACGCAGAGUACAUAGCAGCAUUUCAACAAGCAAUAAUGCCAAUUGCAUAUAUGUUUAAUCCAGAACUAAUUUUAGUCUCGGCGGGUUUCGACGCAUGCAUUGGCGAUCCACUUGGUGGUUGCCGCGUAACACCAGAGAUGUAUGGACAUUUAACACACUGGUUAUCUUCUUUGGCUAAUGGUCGUAUUAUCCUCAGUCUCGAAGGGGGUUACAAUAUUAAUUCGAUUUCACAUGCAAUGACCAUUUGUACAAAAACGUUACUUGGUGAUCCUUUGCCGAUGUUGGAAAGCAAUCAGACUCCGUGCGCGAGCGCCGUUAACUCUAUAAACAAUGUUUUAAAAACGCAGAAGCAAUAUUGGCCGAAUUUAACAUUUAAUGUGUCUCUGCCGAAAGAGAAUGUACUCCCCAAGGCUAAAGUGUUACACGUAAAAACAAAUGAAGAAACGAGAAACGUUGAAGAACAUUCCAAGCAGUCCGAGUCUAAGAUAGCGUUGGAAGAAAUUGAAAGUGAGAAGUUGGAGUUGAAAAUUUCGAUUAAUAAAACAUGUCUAAAUUCUGUGACGGACGAAGAAAUUUCAAAGUUACAAAACGAGGUGGAGAAUAUAAAAAUAAAGAACUCAUCGUACGACGACACUUCAAAGGCGAUCGAAGAAGCUCGUAAUAAAUUAUUAAACAUGCAAGUUUCCGAAUAUGGAAAGAAAAACGUAAAUCAGCCGGGAAAGGAAGCGUCUUCUGAGAAAAAUGUUAAUAACUCAAACCCUGGUGGCAGCAGUGGUCGGAAUGAAAGAUCGGCUGCUGAAGGAAGUGUUGCUACAAACUUGUACGAUUACCUGUCUCAAAAUUUGCAGGCGUUGGUAGUUGGAGAAAUGUUUGCAAUAGUACCUUUACGAGAAUGUCCACACCUGGAUAGUGUCAGCGAUGUACCGGGAUCGGGAAUCAAUGUACAUUUGCCAUGUCUGGAAUGCGAAAGCAAUGUUGAAAAUUGGAUCUGUUUACAAUGUUACACUGUACACUGUGCGCGCAGCAUUAAUCAACACGGCGUGUUGCACGUAGAAAGAACGGAACAUCCUUUGGCUCUGAGUUUUACCGAUUUAUCGGUUUGGUGCUACAGUUGUGAGGCGUACAUAGAUAAUCCGCGACUAUACGCUGCUCGUAAUGCCGCACAUCAAAGUAAAUUUAACGAAGAAUUACCAUGGACAUAUAACGAGAAUUGAAGUGCAAAUAUUUAAUAAUACAUUU
Colletes gigas is the source of this 3860-nucleotide messenger RNA. RefSeq names its product histone deacetylase 6 (gene HDAC6). NCBI's taxonomy places the organism in Eukaryota, Metazoa, Arthropoda, Insecta, Hymenoptera, Colletidae. The transcript is spliced from 20 exons. Gene Ontology annotation, molecular function: histone deacetylase activity; zinc ion binding. The record is from RefSeq and is a predicted model, not a curated record. Gene Ontology annotation, biological process: chromatin organization. Gene Ontology annotation, cellular component: histone deacetylase complex. The coding region runs from base 455 to 3835 and encodes 1126 amino acids.